AGGGGGCAGUAGCCAGCGAGUCGCCGCCGCGCCGCGUGGAGGAGAGCGCGAGUGAGCCGCGCGGACUGAGUUAGUGGCGAGAGUGGUGGCGGUCGGCUGCGGUGGUGCUCGUAGUCGUCGUCGUCGUUGGUUCUUGUUGUUCUCGGCGAGUGAGCGGCUUAGCGAGUGCGUGUCUGGCUGGAGGCGGCAGCGGCAGCGAGUUGGCAGCGGCGGGGUGGAGAGGCCGUCCGGGAGUCGCGCCGCCGAUGCCACCGCGCCGCGCGUUCGGGCUGCGCGCCUCCUGCUGAGCGCGCCGGGGGCCCGGGGACAUGGAGGCCGGCGUAGGGGGGACCCCCAAGGGGGUCUCCGCGAGAAGGACGAGGAGGAGUAGGGGGGCAGGGGACCUCUCGAGCCCCGUCGCCAUCCUCGCCGCCGUCGUCAGCCUCGCCGCCUUCGGGUUCACUCCCGGCUCGGCGGCGCCGGGAUUCACCGCACUGCGCUUCGUCACGGAGCCCUCGGACACGGUGGCGGUGCGCGCCUCUUCGGCUCGGCUCAACUGCUCGGCGCGGCCGGAGCGAGCGGGUGCCGAGGCGGCGCCGGGUGCCGAGGCGGCGCCGGGCGCCGCCGGCGAGGAUGACGUGGGGCCCGCCGUGCGCGUGGAGUGGAAGCGCGACGGGGUCUUCCUGGCGCUGCCGCUGCAGGCCGAGGGUGAGCAGCAGCAGCAGCAGGAGGAGCGCAGGGUGGUGCUGGCGAGCGGCGCACUGCUGCUGCGCUCUGUGCAGCACGGGAGGGGCAGCCGCUCGGACGAAGGCCGCUACGAGUGCGUUGCCACGGCCCCUGGCAUCGGCACCAUCGUGAGCCGCGCUGCUCGGCUCUCCAUCGCCGGAGCGGUGCGCGUGGCGGCCGGCCCGGGCCACGUGUCGGUGCACGCCGGCGACGGCGCGGUGCUGCCGUGCGAGGUGAGCGGGGAGCCACGGCCGUCGGUGCGGUGGCUCAAGGACGUCGGGGAGCCGGGCGCGGCGCUCCGAGUUGUACCGCUGCCAGAUGGGGCCCUGCAGAUCUCCCGCGCCGAGCCCACUGACGCCGGCACCUACCGAUGCGUGGCGGAAAACGCGGCGUUCUCCCGGACGGGCGACGACAUCCGACUCACGGUGGUGCCUGAGCCGGGCGUCGCUCGGCGGGCCGCCUUCCUGCGCGUGCCCAAGGACGUGGAGGCGCUGCUGGGCCAGGCCGCCAUGCUGGAGUGCUCGGCCAGUGGGUUUCCCCGGCCCACUGUCCGGUGGGAGAAGGGAGGCAAGGCCGUGCACGAGAGCGAGCGCGUGAAGGUGGCGGGCGGGGGCCACCUGCUUGUGGAGGUUGUGACCCCGGGGGACGCGGGACUCUACUCCUGCACCGUCGGGGAGGGCGCCGACACCAUGCAGGCCAGCGCCGUGCUCACCGUACACGCUCCCCCGCGGUUCUCCUUCCCCCCGCGGGACGCGCUGGCGCACGAGGGGGCGGACGUGGAGCUGCCGUGCGGCGUGGAGGGGAACCCCGCGCCCUCCAUAAAGUGGCUUAAAAACGGCGACACCGUCAUUCCCGGCGACUACUUCCACAUCGCGGAGGAGCACACGCUCAAGAUCCUCGGCGUCGUCAAGUCGGACGAAGGGAUGUACCAGUGCAUCGCGGAGAACGAGCACGGGAACAUACAGGCGGGCGCGCGGCUCUUCGUCGCGGACAGAGCUGGAGCUCGGACCGGUGGCGGUUCCGGAGGGGCGGCCCCGGCGCCGUCGGCCCCGCGCGACCUCGUCGCGGCCGUGGUGUCGACGCGCUUCGUGCGCCUCGUGUGGCGCGCGCCGGCCGAGCCGCGUGGCGACAUCACGGCCUACGCCGUCUUCCACUCGCGCGACGGCGCCAGCAGGGAGCGCGUCGUGAACACCAGCAAAACGGGCGACCUCCAGAUCACCGUUUCUGACCUCCGACCCGAGACCACGUACGCCUUCCGAGUGGUGGCCUACAACAGGCAUGGGCCGGGCGAGAGCUCCGCGCCGCUCAAAAUCUCUACCCAGCCGGAAGUGCAAGUGCCGGGCCCCCCCGUGGGCCUGCAGGCGACGGCGCUGUCCCCCACGUCGGUGUCCGUGUUCUGGCAGCCGCCGCUCUCGGGCAACGGGCCGAUCGUCAACUACCGCCUCCUCUACGUGGAGCGUGGCAAGGGCCCCACCGGCGAGCAGGAAGUGGACGUGGAGGGCCUCUCGUUCGUCGCCCACGGCCUCAAGAGGUUCACCGAGUACAGCUUCCGCGUCGUGGCCUUCAACCGGCACGGCCCGGGCCUCUCGUCCGAGGACGUGAUGGCGCGCACGCUGUCGGAUGUGCCGAGCGCACCCCCCCAGAACGUGACGGUGGAAGUGCUCAACUCUAAGGCCAUCCUGGUGCGGUGGCAGCCCCCGCCCCCCGGCGCGCACAACGGCGUCAUCGUCGGAUACCGCAUCCGGCACCGCAAGACCGGGCGGCGCAGCGAGGCGGAGGUCACGGAGAGCAGCCAGCUGUGGCACCAGCUCGCCGGCCUGGAGCGGGGCACCGAGUACAGCUUCAAGGUGUCGGCGCUUACGGUGAACGGGACGGGGCCCUCCUCCGACUGGGUCUCCAGCGAGACCUUCGAGGAGGACUUGGACGAGUCGCGCGUGCCUGAGCAGCCGAGCUCGCUGCACGUGCGCCCGCUCACGACGAACAUCGUGGUGAGCUGGACCCCGCCGGCCGGCAGCGACGUCAUGGUGCGCGGCUACUUCAUCGGCUACGGCGUGGGCAGCCCCUACGCCGACACGGUGCGCGUGGAUGCCAAGCAGCGCUACUUCACCAUCGAGGGACUCGAGCCCAACCACCAGUACGUGAUCUCCCUGAGGGCCUUCAACAACAUGGGCCAGGGAGUGCCUCUCUACGAGAGUGCCACCACCCGCUCCAUCACGGACUCGAUGGACCCCUCGGAGCCCGACCCGUUUGACCUUUUCUCGGACGCUUUCACGGCAGUCCCCGAGCCGCCCACGCCCAUGCUGCCCCCCGUGGGCGUCCAAGCGCUGGUGCUGGGGCCCGACACGAUCCGCAUCACCUGGGCCGACAACUCCCUCCCCAAGAACCAGCGCAUCCCGGACGCGCGCUACUACACCGCGCGCUGGAAGACGUACUUCACCAACAACGCCAAGUACAAGAUGGCAAACUCGACGACGCUGAGCUACCUGGUGACGGGGCUGAAGGCGAGCACGCUCUACGAGUUCUCCGUGAUGGUGACGCGCGGACGCAGGUCCAGCACCUGGAGCAUGACUGCGCAGAGCACCACCCUGGAGGCCGUGCCCACGUCCGCACCGAAGGAUCUCACCAUCAUCAGCAAGGAAGGGAAGCCGCGCAUCGUCAUCGUGAACUGGCAGCCUCCGUCUGAAGCCAACGGCAAAAUCACAGGCUACAUCAUCUACUACACGACUGACAAGUCCGCGGAGCUGCACGACUGGGUGAUCGAGCCCGUGGUGGGCGACCGCCUCUCGCACCAGGUGCAGGAGCUCACGCUCGACACGCUCUACUUCUUCAAGAUCCAGGCGCGCAACUCCAAGGGCAUGGGCCCCAUGAGCGAGCCGGUCACCUUCCGCACGCCGCGAGCACCAGCUUCUGGCAGGGGCGCUCCAGGCAGUGGCAUCGCUUGGGCUGGGAGCCCCAGUCUCCUAAACCGUGCCACUUAUAAUGACGGCCCCACGGGGCAGCAGCACCCCCUGCAGAGCAGCCGCGGCUCGGCGCUGGACAGCAACAACAACCUCCUCCUCGUCAUUGUCAUCGUGACGGUGGGCGGCCUCACCGUCAUCUGCGCCAUCGUCGUGGCCGUGGUGUGCACGCGCCGCUCGGCCGCCGCCGUCAAGAGCAAGCGAGCCGCGCCAAAGUCUCCAAACGGUGUGGGCAAGCGCAAGGGCAGUCCCAAGGACCUGAAGCCUCCGGACCUGUGGAUCCACCACGAGACCGUGGCUCUCAAGCCGCUCGACAAGGCCCAGGGCCCGGGCGCCGGCGGGGGCCCCGUCGGCGGCGGGCCCGGCGGCGGUGGGCCGGGCCCCUCCGGCCCGUCCGGCCCAUCGGGCCCGGCCGGCCCGCACGCGGCUCCGCAGGGGGGCGGCGGGCCGGACGUGGAAGGCGGCGACGCCUUCACCAACCACCGGAGGGGCUCCUACUCAGGCAAGCGAGGCGAGGACGGCAUCUCGUCGUCUCUGGAACGCUCGAUAGCGGCGCGCCAAGCCAUGCGCCUCAAACUGGCCGUGCCCUCCGAGCACAAACACACGGCGCCGCACCACCACCACCAACAGCAGCACCACCACCACCACCACCACGCGCAUCUCGGCCACUCGGCCGCGCUGCUUCCGAGCCCGGCCCCUCCCCCCGUGCCGUCCCCCCCGGCGUCCCCCUUGCGCCACCACUACCCCCCCUGCCAGCCGCCGCACUACGGCGCUCACUACCCGGGCUCCCCCCCCGGGGCCCCGCAGGAGCGUGGGAGUCGCCUCGUCGAGAUCGUGGGAGUGGACGUGGAGGAGCUGCGGAGCGGGGGGCUGCCCCCCCUCCCGCCGGCGGGGGAGGGCCCGUCGAGCGGAGAGUAUGAGGAGCCGCGGCCCGUCGUGCCCACGGCACACGUGCGGCCCACACAGCCCCUGCGCAGCUUCGCGGUGCCCCUCGUGUCGGCCCACGGGGGGCUGCGCCCCUCCGACAGCCCCCUCCUGUCCCACCACGCAGGUGGACACAGCCCUCUCGUGUCCCACCACGCAGGGAGCGGCUCGCCGAAGGUGGCGACGCUCGGAACCCUGGGACGGCUGCGCGUGCCGCUGCCCGUGAUCCUGCCCAGCGCCCCGGACUCGUCGGCCCACGACUCGCAGACCUUCGAGGACUCGGACAGCCCGGCUUGGUGAGUCACAUUGCUCGAACCAGUCGCCCGUUUCUCCCGACGGCAGCGAAUCGGCAUUGCCAUGAGACCCGUAAACCGCCUCACGCUGUGGCUUUGGUGGCGAUCCUCCUUCCUUGCAGACCUACGGGCACGACGACAACGACGACGACGACGACGACGAAGACGACCUCAGCGCUGAGAUGGCGAACCUUGAGGGCCUCAUGAAAGACCUCAACGCCAUAACCUCCGCGGGAAUCUGACCCAUUUCUUUACAAAUGGAUCUCUGGGCGAGCGAACGACAGUCGCGUUUAUAGUUCACGUUGCACGUCGUUCUGGCGGUGUUUUUCAUAGCUCUGGGAAUCAUAAAGCAAGCCGCCGCUCUCCAGGAGAUCUUGAAAACUCGGGAAAUCGCGUCGCUCUGCAAGAUGUUCACGACGCCGACAAGCAUGUAGCGCGCGCGACGGAGCAGCGUCUUCAGAGAGAUCCUUCGAGACGCCUUCCGUCCCUGCUGGGGGGUGGGGUGGGGUGGGGUGGGGGGCACGCGGGCGAUCGGCCACGGAGGAGGAAGUGGAGCUGCGGUGGAGCGCCGACGGAGGAGGGAGCCGAAGCGGGGCCCUGGAGCUCACGUCCGAUCUCCUGCCCCGGCUGCCCCCGGGAGGCAAGCCCAAGCGAUGGCAAAUCGGGAAUCAUGCCGUGAACUUUCUUUAUACGUCGGAGGACAUUUUAUAAAUAGGUGUUUUGCUUCCUACUCAAGCCCCGUUUAUACUUGUACUUUUAUUUUUAAAGCUUGUAGAUAGCAGUUGUUGUUGUUUUUUUUUAUAAAUUGUUAAAUGUACAUAAUUAUUAAGUGGGUGUUGUUGUUCAAUGAGUGCUUUGCUACAUUGCAUAAAGGCUAACGGUUGGGAUUUGCCAGCAGCUUUGGGUGUUACCACCACCUCUGACGUUGCGCCUGUACCGCCGGGGCAUGUACAAAGCCAUACCGUGAGGUCCGCCGUGAUUGUGUUCCCAAUAUCGCCGUGCGUGUGUUGUGGUUUUUUAUACGCAGUGAAACGGAUUUUUGAUAUGAAAUAUUUCGGUUUUUUUGUUAUCAUUUUUUUGUUGUAAGUUAUACUAUGUAUAGAAUUAGUCUUUACGUAAGUGUUUUAAAAUAACUUGUAUAAACAUGUUUUUUUGUUAAAGGAUGUAAAACAACAAAAAUUUUGAGAAAUGUAAUAUGCGGUUAAAGGGAGUAACCGCGGGGUGGAUUCAAUCAAGUCAACAAACAUUUGGAAAAAUAUAAUAUGCGGUUAAAGGGAGUGACCACGGGGUGGAUUAAUUCAAACCAACAAACAUUUGGAAAAAUUCUAGAUUUGAAGCUUUCGUGACUGCAAGGAUUCAUACUCUUUGUUUUUUUUUCGGUAAAGUCACGUAGGUGGAUCAAUUCAAACAAAACAAACAUUUUGAAAAAUAAAAUAUGCGUUUGAAGGGAGUGUGAGCGCACCCCGAGCGUGUUGGGUUCGUGCCGCCCUGCCGUGCCAUGCGCGCCACGCCGGGAGUCGUCACCCACGUGGCCGGUGACGAUCUCCAGGCCACGAGCGCGCGGCGGAGACGCAACGCGGAGCGAACCGGUGGGGGGGGGGAGGGGGAGGGUUUGUGCUAAAUUAAAAAUUUGUGUUUUUUUUGUUUAAAAGUUGCUUUAAAACAAACGUGUUGUCGUGCAAACCGCCCCCACUACACCCCCCCCCCCCCACAAGUCGAAAUAAAGAAUGAAUAUGCAAUUGUCUUUCCGCAAGAGACGUAUGCCGAGGUGUUUUUUUUUCCCCCGGUGUUGGUAAGAUGGACCACGAGCGUCGCGCCGUUGUUCUAUCACUUUGCUGGGGUUUAUUUUUUUUUGCCUCAUUCCACUUUUGCUCUUGUCACUGAUGAGCCGCCGGGACACACCGUUAGGAUGGCCGUAUUCAAUAGGCACUGGAGGCACCUGUGCCUAGGGCCUCAGAAAACUUAAUGGCCUACGAAAAAAGAUGUGACCGUGUAUUUUUGUUUGCAUGAUAAACAAAAAUAUUACCAAGAUAUUCUUGAAUAAAUAUAUUCGUAUAGCAAGGAUAGCACAGUGUAUACACAAAGAGGCAGGGUCAUGUCAAUCUUUAAUUUAUUUUUAUUAGGUGAGAGAAAUUAACACCGGGGAGGAACUUUUCGAGAUUUUUGUUCAUUGCAAAAUUAGCAGGGACAUCUUCAAAAACGGUGUUUUUCGCACAUUCUCAAUAGAGUCGUGCGAGAGAAGACAAAGGCGGAAUUGUCCGAUGGUUGAUCGGGGACAGUUUUAGCUUCGAAAAAGAACGCUCCCCUUCACAAUUCGUUCCCAAGAUGGCAAGCUACAUCCUACAGCAAUGUAAACAUUCGGAAAGAUGCUCAUCAUCUUAUCAGAUAUUUGGGCUUUGAGCAUAUCUAUAUAAGGUAAACUGGGGGAAUAUGGUAACUCAUUUUUAUAUGCAGUAAUUUUUCACAAAAGUUUGUAUUUUAGAAAAUGUGUUAAUUAUUUUUGCCGCUUGAUUUAUUGGCUGCUCGUUGCGAUUUCUUUGCAGUGGUAACAAGUCAUUGACUAGUUGGAAGUGAGGCAUAUUUACACCUAAAAUAAGAGUCAAAUCUUUAACGAAAGUCAAGCAAUAUGGCGCUCGCCAUUCGGUUGUCCCGUCAGAACAUUUAAUUUGUUAUCGAUAAAAAAUGAACGUCGUCCUUAUAAAGCUGCUGCGUCAUCUGAUAUGAUAAUCAUAGUAAAAAAUAAUCAUAGUAAAAAAAAAAUAGUUGGAGAAAUUUACGCUUGCAAUAUGUUUUGUCUUACGUUGUUUUUUUUGUAAUAAUUUCAAAUUAAAUAUGCUUAACUGCGGCACCACAGCGCGCAAAGACCAAAUAAUGAAUGCAUCAGUCGCGACAUCUGUCCAGCGGCUGGACGAAGCCCGCAUAAAACAAGCGGAGUGACAGCGACGGUAGUCGUGGCGUGGGGCAGCAGCAGCAGUACCAACUUGUAGAAACAUUAUCACUGACGGCCUCCGAAACAGAAGUGCCUAGGGACUACAAUAACCUGAAUCCGGCCCUGAGGGUGAAGGCGUUAAUGAAUCGUACACACGACACAAAUUACAACCGGCAUAGACGCAGCUGCCGGGGGAAAAGAAAGCAUUUUUAAACAACUUACAUUGUGGCCUAAUGAACAUGGAAAAGGGCAGAGGCUGAAACUGCACAGAGGAGUUUGCAUCCAAGGGAUUUCCAGACAACGGGAGCAGAAGCCGAGAAGGAGCGACCUCCCGUGGGACGGAGGCUGACUUGCCGGACCUUCAGCAAUCCGCACCGAGGGCUUCCCCCCCAUUCAGUCCAGCCAGCUGAGGUUUUACUGCAUCUUCUAUUUCGCAUUCAAAAGGAACCUAUCCAACUUUAGCCAUUUCAGCCUCUGGUGAACAGCAUUCCAAAGGCAUUGCCCUCAAAUCAACCGCUUACCACCAACCACCACCAAUCCCCAAACAUCAACGAACACCGAUAAAACUACAGGAGACCUCCAUGCAGGGCGGGAUUAAUGUUCUUGUUGGCCCAAGGCACUUGUGUUUCGUCGGCCUUCAGUGAUCACUCUCUACGGUUGGAACUGCCGCCCCAUGUUGCUACGACCGCCGCUGCCACUCCGCUUGUUUCACGCGCAGAACAACAACGCCUUUGCCUUCUCUUGCACUACUCUCUGUUGAGAUAUGAGGUUGUCCGAAAAACACAAUUUAAAGAUUUUAUUUGAUAAUUUUGCAAUGUAAAAAUCUCGAUAAGUUAAAAUCCGGUGUUCAUUUCACUCACCUUAGGACAAAAAAAGUCGAUUGACAUGACUCUGCCUACCUGUAUACACACUGCCUAUCCUUGCUAAAUAAAACAUUUAUUAAAGAAAAUA
Messenger RNA from Petromyzon marinus (sea lamprey), 8759 nucleotides. RefSeq names its product neogenin-like. Gene Ontology annotation, molecular function: protein binding. Gene Ontology annotation, cellular component: membrane. Gene Ontology annotation, biological process: cell-cell adhesion. Lineage: Eukaryota; Metazoa; Chordata; Hyperoartia; Petromyzontiformes; Petromyzontidae. The record is from RefSeq and is a predicted model, not a curated record.